Messenger RNA from Sinocyclocheilus grahami, 434 nucleotides. Its product is annotated as lethal(2) giant larvae protein homolog 2-like. Bases 24 to 434 code for a protein of 136 amino acids. Gene Ontology annotation, biological process: regulation of establishment or maintenance of cell polarity; establishment of spindle orientation; regulation of Notch signaling pathway. The record is from RefSeq and is a predicted model, not a curated record. Lineage: Eukaryota; Metazoa; Chordata; Actinopteri; Cypriniformes; Cyprinidae. Gene Ontology annotation, cellular component: cytoplasm; cortical actin cytoskeleton; plasma membrane. Gene Ontology annotation, molecular function: myosin II binding; GTPase activator activity. The transcript is spliced from 3 exons.
CAUUCCUCAUCUUCAGCGGAGGGAUGCCGAGGGCCAGUUACGGGGACAGACACUGCAUCUCAGUCAUCCACAGCAAAACCCACGAGGCGCUGGACUUCACCUCACGCAUUAUCGACUUUUUCGUCAUUUGCGAGGGAGAGAACCACAGAGGUGAGCCGAGCGCUCUUGUGGUUUUGGUGGAGGAGGAGCUGGUCGUGGUGGAUCUGCAGACUGAGGGUUGGCCCGUCAUCCAGACGCCCUACCUGGUGCCAUUACACUGUUCAGCAAUCACCUGCUCGCACCACGUCUCCUCCAUCCCGCUCAAACUGUGGGAGAGAGUGCAAGCUGUGGGAGCCCAGCAGAAUACACACUACUCCAAGAAGCCUUGGCCUAUAAAUGGAGGCCAGAAUUUUGCCCCAGACCCUCCCCAGAGAGACUUGCUCCUGACAGGGUGA